This is a messenger RNA of Striga hermonthica, 504 nucleotides long. NCBI's taxonomy places the organism in Eukaryota, Viridiplantae, Streptophyta, Magnoliopsida, Lamiales, Orobanchaceae. The record is from the annotation of a GenBank genome assembly.
AUGAAAAAAUCGUACCUUUACAACUUCUUCCCGGUGAAGGAGGACGAGGAGAGGUAUGCGGCUGCUGCAGCCAGCUCAGCAUUCGGGCCACGACUCCAACGAAUGCUGGUCGAGAUCAGGGACGUGCACCCGCCACCCGAGAUCGACCCUCGGGACCCGUGGCCGAUCAAGAAAGCCUUAAACCACUACGAAAUAGCCUCGGGGAAAGUAAUCGUGUCGUUUAACGACACGUUCGAGCACAUUCUUCGCUACUGGAAUUUCGGGAUGGCCACAAACAUAACCGUGUGGGGGCGCAAAGUGGCAGUGCUCGUGUGGGACGUGACGAACGAGAAGAAGCCGAGGAGCUAUGACGGCAGUAAUGUGUACUUUCAGAUGACGCCAAGCGGGAACUGCCUGCUAACGUGCGGGGAGAUGAUGAACGCCCGGAAUAUGAAGGCCGAAGACAAGAUCGGGCUGUGCUGGGAGAACAAGAACUCGUGUUUUCAUAUUAAGCUGUUCCGUUGA